This is a messenger RNA of Triticum aestivum (bread wheat), 2608 nucleotides long. Its product is annotated as ankyrin repeat-containing protein At5g02620. Gene Ontology annotation, cellular component: plasma membrane. The record is from RefSeq and is a predicted model, not a curated record. Lineage: Eukaryota; Viridiplantae; Streptophyta; Magnoliopsida; Poales; Poaceae. The transcript is spliced from 4 exons. The coding region runs from base 521 to 2218 and encodes 565 amino acids. Gene Ontology annotation, molecular function: protein binding.
ACCAAACGUGUGCGGGCUCACUUUGUUUAACAGUCGUCCUCUCCCACCCCCUAUUCCGCUGACAACCGCAGCAACCCCCACCCCCACCGUGGUGGCGCAGCAGCACUGGGCACCGUGGCUGGUGGCCGGGGAUUGAGACCAACGCGAGAAAAGUCUGGUGCCGUCCAGCUUCCAGGAUUCUCCACCAGUGAGUCCUUUGCUCCUCCCCUCUUGCUUCCCCAGUAGUUGGCUCUGGCCGGCGCGUGGAGGGGGAUGGGAUUUUUCCAGCUCUCCGGUCGCUUGCUCCGUUGAUUCUUCAGCUGCGGGGAGGUCACCUGGCGGCUCCGCCGGCCGGGCGCUGGUUGCUUCGUUUCUUGGUUUUUAGGUGACCUGUGACUCAAAUCUUGGCCUGGUCUUUGCUAUCUGAAGACCUGAUAUUCCUCAUCAAUUUCAAGUGUACCUGGACUCCUGGAGAGGGGUCUACCAGAUUUUGCAAGAACAAGAUCUUGCAGUUUUGUAUACUUUGCCACUGGAUUUGGGGAUGGAGAGGCAGUCUAGCUCCCGGUUCGGCGCGCUGGAGAAGCUCAAGAGCUUCCGGGGCAUAGAGAAGCAGAGGAGCUUCAAGUUCCUGUCCAUGGAGAAGCAGCAGAGCUUCAAGGAGAGGCGGAGCCGGGACAGCCCCGGGAAGAGGGGCGACAGCGCGCUCCACCUCGCGGCCAGGGCCGGCAAUGUCUCCCACGUCCAGAGGAUCUUCGCCGACUGCGAUCCGGAGCUGGUGGGGGAGCUGGCCGCCCACCAGAACCUGGACGGCGAGACGGCGCUCUACGUGGCCGCCGAGAAGGGGCACGUCGACGUCGUGUGCGAGAUACUCAAGGCCUGUGACGUGCAGUCAGCGGGGCUCAAGGCGACCAACAGCUUCGAUGCCUUCCAUAUCGCGGCGAAACAGGGCCAUCUGGAUGUUCUGCAGGAGCUAUUGCAGGCAUUUCCUGCGUUAGCUAUGACGACGAGUUCUGUGAAUGCCACAGCUUUAGACACCGCCGCAACCCAGGGCCACAUUGGUAUCGUCAAUCUUCUACUGGAUACAGACGCAAGCCUUGCCAGGAUUGCAAGAAGUAAUGGGAAGACAGUUUUGCAUUCAGCAGCAAGAAUGGGUCAUGUGGAGGUGGUAGCGUCGUUGUUGAAUAAAGAUCCGGAUAUUGGUUUCAGAACAGACAGGAAGGGACAGACAGCACUGCACAUGGCUUCGAAAGGCCAGAAUGCUGAAAUUCUGCUUGAGCUGCUGAAGCCCGAUGUCUCAGUAAUCCAUUUGGAGGAUAACAAGGGGAACAGGGCACUCCAUGUUGCAACGCGGAAGGGCAAUACCAUUAUGGUUCAGACUUUAAUAUCCAUUGAAGAGAUUGAUAUCAAUGCAGUCAAUAAAGCUGGAGAGACUGCUUUUGCCAUUGCAGAGAAACAAGGCAAUGAAGAGCUUGUUAACAUCCUGCGAGAGGUUGGAGGGAUAACUGCAAAAGAGCAAGCAAAUCCUCCGAAAUCAGCCAAGCAGCUUAAGCAAACAGUGAGCGAUAUCAAGCAUGACGUCCAAUCACAGAUCAAGCAAACGCGUCAGACCAAGAUGCAUGUCCACAAGAUCAAGAAGAGGAUUCAGAAGCUCCACAUUGGCGGGCUAAACAAUGCCAUCAACUCCAAUACCGUUGUCGCGGUACUUAUUGCUACCGUUGCCUUUGCAUGCAUAUUCACCAUUCCUGGUAAUUUUCUGGAGAGUAUGGACAAAGCUACUGAGCCCGAUAUGACCUUAGGGCAAGCACUGGUAGCAAGCAGGCCAGCCUUUAUAAUCUUCUUGGUCUUUGAUUCCCUGGCUCUCUUUAUCUCUCUUGCGGUCGUCGUCGUCCAGACUUCCCUGAUCGUUGUUGAGCAGAAGGCAAAGCAGAAGAUGGUGUUUGUGAUGAACAAGUUGAUGUGGCUCGCGUGCCUCUGCAUAUCAGCAGCCUUCAUAGCGCUGACCUACGUCGUCGUGGGCCGCAAUGACGAGUGGCUGGCUUGGUGCACGAUGGCGAUCGGCACAGUGAUUAUGCUAACCACCAUUGGUUGCAUGUGCUAUUGCAUCAUCAGCCACAGGAUGGAAGCACAGAGCAUGAGGAGGAUCAGGAGGUCCUCCAUGAGCCAGUCAUGGUCCAUAUCAGUCGACUCGGACACGGAGCUAGACAUGACCAGCAGAAACAAGACGAUGUAUGCGCUCUAGGACGAUGGGCGAUGACCGACACCUCGUGCGGCAGAGUCAUGUAUAUAUCGGAGCCCGUUUGCCCGAGCCCGCAACACGGCAUUCAGCCGAUUCGACUCGAGAUGUAUCUAGGCCUAGGAACAUGGCAGCUGUAUGUAUCAUGGAUGUAUCUAGGGCCCCGAAGCCUCCUUUGCACAAGCAAAGGGAGGCAUGUGGAUGCAGCUCCUGGGUAGACUGGUUCCAGGCAGAGCCACUUUUUAUAGGCACUAUAUAUAGGAGUAGUAGCACUACUUGUGAAGCAAAAUGUUUUGCUCCUAUGCUUACUACCACUGUGGACGAUGAUGAUGAUGACAAUCCAUACAAUUAUGUAUACCAACCAGUAUAGUAGAAUAAAAUUGCCAUUUUGUCAAA